AUGUCCUCCAAGACUCUGCCCUCAACCGCCGUUCGCACCUUUACUCGUCCGCCACGGGUCGGUCUCUCUCAAUUGGGAUCUCGUGCAUCGUUCUCUGCUGAGGCGAGACGCUUCUCACAAAAAGCCUCACACUCUGCCGCUACUCAUCAAGCAUGGAAGAGGCCGUCAGCCGCUGUUAUUGCUGCAGCAGCCACCGUUGCCAUAGUCUACACCACCACCCAAGUCCACGCCGUGCAGGCCGAAGCUCCUGCAGAGACACAAGAGGUCGUCAUUGAAACCUCCAAAAAGAGGAAGGGCGCUUCGAAGGAAGAGAAUAGGGAUCUCAUCAGCUCUCAGCACCUCCAAGUCAAGAAGAGCUGGGAGAACCCUGGCGUAUAUGCGUGGGGAUCAAACACUGGUCGAGUCGUGGCCCCCGAGUCAAAUGAAACAUAUAUCAAGACGCCGCGAAGGCUGAGCUGGUUCGACGACGUCCUGCUCCGAGAUCUGAAGAUUGACAGGAAUUUUGGUGCAGCAGUCCUUGAGAACGGAGACCUCGCACAAUGGGGCAUCGAAUAUUCCGAGGACGUACGGCAGCCGACGGUCACGCUCAAGGGCAAGAAUUUGACGUCCAUUGCCAUAUCGAAAGAUCGUAUCAUUGGGCUGGGAAAAGACGGAACCGUAUAUUCGAUACCAGUGUCCAAGGUGGACCAGGAGAGUGGCCACAAGCAAACAGAGAAGUCCUGGAUCCCGUUCUGGGGAUCAACGUCGUCGAUUAGCUACAGAAAGCUCGAGCCCAAGAACUUGGGAAUGGGGGAGCGAGUCGUUGCUAUCAGCGGUGGCCUUGAGCACGUCCUGCUCCUCACGAACUCAGGACGAGUCUUCUCUGCCGCCUCAGGGACCGAGGACUUUCCCAGCCGUGGACAACUGGGCGUCCCCGGAGUGACGUGGCUCACUCGACCGGAAGGCCGAUAUGACAUGUGCCACGAACUAACCACGCUUAAGGGCUUCGAGAUCACCAAACUUGCAUCCGGGGACCACCACUCUCUGGUCCUCGACAAAGAAGGCCGCGUCUUUGCCUUUGGCGACAAUUCUUCCGGGCAGCUCGGCUUCGACUUCAACCCUGAGGCUCCUUUCGUCGACACACCUUCUCUCCUGCCUACCACCCGUCUCUAUCAAGGCACUAACCAAUCGUCUAAAGUCACGUCUAUCGCUGCUGGCGGCUCAAACAGCUUUUUCACCGUCGACGCCACCCGAGUUGCCGGCCCAGAUGAAGACCCAAGCUCCAUCUCAACUUUGGGAAAGGUAACGGCAGAUACAUGGGCGUGCGGACUGGGCAUUCGGGGCACCCUGGGAAACGGGAAAUGGACACACGUUCAAGGCACACCCACACGCGUUCCGUCGUUGUCGGGCCUCUACGAGUACGACGAACAGACCCGAAAAGUGGUUCCGAUCCGGAUGUCCCAGAUCUCCGUCGGCAGCACCCACGCCUCCGCCGUGCUCGACAAUGUGACCUACCUCGAUGCUUCGGAAAAAUCCUCAGAGGACGACACGAACUGGGGCUCCGAUGUGCUCUGGUGGGGAGGGAACGAGUUCUACCAGCUGGGCACAGGCAAGAGGAACAACGUGCCGAUCCCGACGUAUAUACGGCCAUUGGACAUGGCCAGCGAAGCGGAGAUGGGACGGAGAGAGGAGCACAGAUUGCAUCUGACCCCGAUGCACGAUGUCCGGCUGAAGGUGGAUGGCAGGAAAGUCCGAAUGGAACAGCGCGUGGUAUGCGGCAGGAAUGUCACGGCGGUGUAUUCGGCUGUUUGA
Messenger RNA from Fonsecaea erecta, 1791 nucleotides. RefSeq lists its product as hypothetical. NCBI's taxonomy places the organism in Eukaryota, Fungi, Ascomycota, Eurotiomycetes, Chaetothyriales, Herpotrichiellaceae. The coding region runs from base 1 to 1791 and encodes 596 amino acids. Gene Ontology annotation, cellular component: mitochondrial inner membrane. The record is from RefSeq and is a predicted model, not a curated record. The transcript has a single exon. Gene Ontology annotation, biological process: mitochondrial respiratory chain complex III assembly.